Messenger RNA from Closterium sp. NIES-65, 6795 nucleotides. The record is from the annotation of a GenBank genome assembly. NCBI's taxonomy places the organism in Eukaryota, Viridiplantae, Streptophyta, Zygnematophyceae, Desmidiales, Closteriaceae.
AUGGCGGGGAUCGCAGCGGGUUGCCCGAAAUUGGAAAAGCUGAAAUUGGUGUGGGGCUGGAAUGGUGUCGACGUCAACGAUCGAGCGUGGCGAAAUCUCACGAAGAACUGCCCGCUCUUGACCUCACUGGAGCUAAACUCACGCUAUCAGCGCUCCUACAUACGGCAGCCGCCACUCCCCCCCCUGCACCUAUUCCCCUCACUGCAGUCCCUCUCUCUCCUCUACGGCUCCCUCGCAUCCCUCGCCCUCUUUCCUUCCCUCUUCUCCCUCUCCCUCCACUGCUGCACCAUUGAUCCAAACGAGCUUCACUCCUUCUCACGCUCCCUCCACUCCCUCUCACGCUCCCUCCACUCACUCACCCACCUCACCAUCCACUCCUUCCCACUCGUCUCCUCCCGCUCCCUCAUCCCCAUCCUCCAAGCCAACCCUGCUCUCUCCUCCCUCACCUCCACGAAACCACCUACCGUCUACUGCAGGGGUCUGAGCUCGCUGAGUGUGGAAGCGGUGAUAGAUCCUCCGGGGCGGCAAUUUCCGCGGGAUGUGUCUCUGGACGGCCUUGUGAGUAUGCUCGAGCGGGUGGAGCGGAUCGUGGUUGGGGGGGGACGGGCAGGAGGGGAGGCAGGACGGGAGGCAGGAGGGGAGUCUGGAACGGAAGGGUGGGAGAAAGGAAAUGCGGGUGGUUCUGCAGCCGCAGCAGCUGCUGUGGCGUCACGGAUAGCAUGCAGAGCAGCAGCAGGGGGCAGUGGGAGAUACGUGGACUUUCGCACAGAGGCAGUGGCGGCUCAGGCAGACAAGUUCGUGGCAACACAAAGCGCAAUCAAUUUCUUUGAUGCUGCUGAAGAAGCCAUUCGGAUCGCCCAAUCUGACGCCAGCUGGGCGGCGCGUGCAGAGGGAGAGAUCGCGGUGGCACAGAUUGCUGCCUGCCUCGGGAAUAUCAGGUCUGGGAUUUCGGCAUGCCGGUCAUUUUGCCUGGCGGUUCGCGAGUCGAAGGCGGCUUUUCAGUGGGAGGAAAGGCUGAUGAGGGCAUUCGUUGCUACUCCUGCUCCUGCUGCUGCUGACACCAACGCCGCUAAUGCUGCUGGCCAGGCCGCAGGAUUUUUUUAUACAGAUGCAAAUUUUGGACAAGAGGACAUGGAUGGGGAGGAGGAAGGGGAUAAUAUCAGGGGCAUGGAUGGCAUUCUGGCCGUUGAUGGCUUGCCUGAGAGUGCGCCAGGUAGGGUGCGGUCCGGUGCGGUGGAGACACGUGAAGAGGUGUUGGGCAUGGUGAGGCCACUGACGGAGGAGCUGAGGGAGCAGCAUAUGGCCGUGCGUGAAAGCUUGCAUUUUCUGCGCCAUCUGAACUCUUCCUUGGGUGCGGCCACUCUGCCGCAACCAGUGCUGGGUGCGGCAGCAGGGGAGGCAGCAGCAGGGGAGGCGGCACCAAUGUCCUUUCAGUCCAUUGCUCGAGCUGCUGUUUUUGGACAGCUCAAACGGCUGGUCCUGGUGCAGUGCUUGGGGUUGGAGGUGCAGGAGUGGAUCCAAAUGCUUGCCGCAUGUGUCAGGCUCCUGACCUCUCUGGAGCUAAACUCACGCUAUGCGCGCGCGCGUCUCUCCUACACACGGCAGCCGCCACUCCCUCCCGUGCACCUCCUCCCCUCACUGCAGUCCCUCUCUCUCCUAUAUGUUCCCUCAGACUACCUCUCCAUUCCCCGCUGCUCCUCCCUCACCACUUUAACCCUUUGGGCACCUGAAUCCUCCGCUCUCUCCUCCCUUGCCUUCUCCUCCUCUUCCUCAUCCUCCUCCCUUGCAUCCUCCCCCCCAUCCCCUCUACGCGCAUCGCUCACGUCUCUCACAAUCCACUCUGCUGAACUUGAGGGCUCCGUCUCUUCCUUCUCCCUCUUCCCCUCCCUCGCCUCCUUCUCCCUCCACUCCUGCACCAUCGACCCAUACGAACUCCGCGCUCUCUCACCCUCCCUUCACUCUCUCACCCACCUCACCAUCCACUCCUGCCCACUCGUCUCUUCCCACUCCCUCAUCCCCAUCCUCCAAGCCAACCCUGCUCUCUCCUCCCUCUCCCUCCACGGCACCACCUACUGUCUGUUUGCCGCACAGGUCUUCCGCUCUCUCCUCUCUCACUCCUCUUCCCAGCUCCACUCCGUCCACCUCGCUGGUCUACCCUCCUUCCGCCCGGGCUUGCUUGCAGCCUGCAGUGCCCUGCGGUCGCUCAGCCUGGAAGGGGUGGUCGAUUGUGCCUCAGACUCCUUAUUGCCACGCGCUGUAUCAUUGGACCGCCUUGUGGGUAUGCUCGUGCGCGUGGAACGGAGAGGGGAACGGAGAGGAGAGGAGGCAGGAGAGGAGGCAGGAGGGGAUUCAAGGGAGGAGGCAGAAGGGGAUGGUGGAGCAGACGUAUCAGAGAAAGCACAUCAGAGUGUUUCUGCUGCUGCUGCAGCAGCACAAGUAUCCCCAAGAGGGAACGACGAGCAGUGGGGGGGGUACGUGGAUAUUCGCAGAGAGGCAGAGGCAGCGCAGGAGGAUAAGCUAGCAGCAGUAGGCGAUGUGGUCCGCCUUUCUCGAGUAGCCAUUGAAGCCUCCAAAACCGCCCAUUCUGAUGCACUCUUGGCGGCACGUGUGGAGGGUGAGGACGCCGUGCCUCGGAUCGUUGCCAGCCUCGGGAAGAUCAGGUUCGGGAUCUCGGCGUGCCGGUCCUUCUGCGCCGGGGUACGUGAGGCCAAUGCGGCGAUCGAGUGGGAGGAGGCGCUGAUGCAGGCUCUUGCUGCUGCUGCUGCUGCUGCUGUUGGUGUCUCUGAUAUGUCUACUGCUGGUAAUAUACCUGCUGCUGCUGCUCUCCAGGCUCCAGGAUUCUUUACUACGGAGCUAAAUCAUGAAGAAGCGGAGGACAGAAGUGGGGAGGAGACAGACACAGUAGAUGGAAGCAGGGGGGUGGAUAGCAUGCUACCUGAUGAUGGCCUUCCUGAGAGUGUGCUGGGUGGGGUGCGGUCUGAUGCGGUGGAGACGCGUGCAGAGGGGGUGGAGAGGCUGCAGGAGCUGAUUGAGGAGCUGGGGGAGCACACUGACGCCGUGUCUGCGAGCUUCGACUCCUUGCGCCCUCUCACCCCCACUUUUGCUCGGUCAGUGGUGGAUGCAGCAGCAGCAGGAGGUGGGGCAUCAACAUCAGGAGGAGGAGGGGCAGCAGCAGGAGGAGGAGCAGAUGGAGCAGCAGCGCCUCAUGCGGGGGCGGCAGUGCGUAAGGGAAUAGCAGCAGUUUCAGGAGUGAGAGGAGGGGAGGCGGAAGCAUUGCAGCAGGUGGAAAACACGCCAGAAGACAGAGGGCUGGGAGUGGGGGCAGCAGGGAAAGCGCCAGCAGGGGAUGCAAAUCUAAGCAGCGGAAAGUCAAGCUUCAAGCAUUCUGAAGGGAGCAAAGCAGCAGCAGCAGUCCUCGUGCAAUCUCUUGCCCGGGCUGCAGCAUUCAUGCACCUCAAGCUGCUCGCCCUGGUGUGCUGCGUGGGGUUGAAGGAGCAGGACUGGCUGGAACUCCUCGGAGCAUGCUCCAAGCUCUUGACCUCGCUCGAGCUGAACUCGCGCCGUGCGCGCUCGCGUCUCUCUUACACAGGGCAGCCGCCACUCCCUCCCGUGCACCUCCUCCCUUCACUGCAGUCCCUCACGCUGCUCUACGUUCCCUCCGACUUACUCCCCAUUUCCCGCUGCUCCUCCCUCACCUCUCUCACCCUCUGCGCCCCUGAUUCUUCCGAACUUUCCUCCCUUGCAUUCACCUCCUCCUCCCUUGUCUCCUCCUCCUCGUCCCGCUCUUCCCGUGCUUCCUUCUCCUCACCUUCCCCCCCCACUCCCCCCUCCCCGCUCGCGUCCUCCCCCCCAUCCCCUCUCCGCACAACUCUCACAUCUCUCACUAUCCACUCCGCCGAUCUGCAGGGCUCCGUCUCUUCCCUCUCCCUCUUCCCCGCCCUCUCCUCCCUCUCCCUCCACUCCUGCACCAUCGACCCGUACGAGCUCCGCUCCCUCUCAGGCUCCCUCCACUCCCUCACCCACCUCGCAAUCCACUCCUCCCCACUCAUUUCCUCCGAUUCCCUCGCCCCAAUCCUCCAAGCCAAUCCUUCUCUCUCCUCCCUCUCCCUCCACGGCACCACCUACCGUUUGUUCAGAGCACAGGGCUUCAGCUCUCUCCUCUCUCGCUGCUCCUCCCAGCUCCACUCCCUCCACCUCGCUGGUCUACCCUGCUUCCGCCCGGGCUUGCUUGCAGCCUGCAGGAACCUGCACUCACUGAGCGUGGAAGGGGUGAUAGAGUCUAAGGAGAACCUACUGCCAAACAAUGUGUCUCUGGACUGCCUUGUGGCUAUGCUGGUACGCGUGGAGCAGACGGGGGUUGCGGGAGGGCGGCCAGGAGGGGAGGCAGGAGGAGAGAGUGGAGUGGAAGGGUGGGAGAAUGGACAUGCAGGUGUUUCUGCAGCAGCAAGCGCUGCAGGUGCUUCUGCAGCAGCAAGCGCUGCAGGUGUUUCUGCAGCAGCAAGCGCUGCAGGUGUUUCUACAGGUAGUGGGAGCAGCAAGCGCUGCAGGAAAUAUGUGGAUUUCUGCACAGAGGCAGCGGCGGCUCAGGCUGACAAAAUCGCAGCAGCGUCUGACGUAGUUGACCUUUUCAAAGCAGCCGACGAAGCCGCAAAGGCCGCCCGUUACGACGCGCACUGGGCGGCCUUCAUUGUUGGCGAGAACGCUGUGCCUCGGAUCGCCGCCAGCCUCGGAAAGAUCAGGUCCGGGAUCUCGGCGUGCCGGUCCUUCUCUGCUGCGAUCCGCGCAUCCAAUGCGGCUGUUGAGUGGGAGGAGAAGCUGAUGAGCGCAUUCAAUGCAAAUGCUGCUGCUGAUUCCAGUACAGAUGCUGCUGCUGCUGCUGAUUUGAAUAUAGAUGCCGCUGCUGCUGACUCCAAUAUAGAGACGGCUGCUGGCCAAAUGGCAGGAUUCUUUGCCACGGUGUUGAAUGGUGGAGAAGAGGAUGGGGAUGGGGAGGCGGAAGAAGGAGAUGACAUCAGGGGCAUGGAUGGCAUGCUGCCUGAUGAUGGCCUGCCUGAGGGUGUGUUGGGUGGGGUGUGGUCCAGUGCGGUGGAGACACGUGAAGAGGGGUUGGGUAGGCAACGGGAGCUUCUGGAGGAACUGGAGGAGCAGUUUUCUGCCAUGUCCGCCAUGCUCUACUUCUCCACCACUCCCCACACCUGGCUGCCUCCAACCCUUCCCUCUGCGCCUCCUCUCAUGUAUCUCUCCUCCCCCCCGCCUUCCUCUUUCCACACACCGUCCUCCUCCACCUCCUCUUGCCUCUCCCCUUGUCCUCUUUCCUCUCCCGCUGCGCGAAGCCCAAGCAUUCAGGCAAUGUCCUUUCACUCCAUUGCUCGAGCGGCUGUUUUUGGACAGCUGAAGCGCCUCUCCUUGGUGUGCUGCCUAGGGUUGGAGGAGCAGGAAUGGCUGAAACUACUCACUGCUUGUGUUAAGUUGGAGGAGCUCAAGGUGCAGCAAAACGACAAGUUUUCAGAUGCAGUGGUUGCGAGAAGUAGGCUGAGAAUUCUCAAUAGUUUGACUGUGCUCGGGUGUCCUAAGAUCACUGCAGCAGGCAUUGGAGAGGUUCUUGGAAGCUGUCCCAGGUUGCGGUAUUUGAAGGUGGAAGUUAAGAAGGUUCAGGUAAGGGCUAGGAGGGAGCUGCUUCGCGCUGGUGUGGUUGUGAGCUGUGGCUUCUGGAAACUUCCAGACUCACUUUUCCUCGGUAAGCUCGCGAUGGCGGAAGACAGAGGAGGCGCCGAGGAUAACAGGCUGCUAUCUCUCCCCGACGAGCUCCUCCAAAUCAUUCUCGGCCUCGCAGAUCACCCAUCCGAUCGCCGCAACGUCGCCCUCUCCUGCUCCCGCCUCCGCCACCUCUCGCGGCGCACGCCACAUGCGCUCCGACUAGUCAUCGUCACCAUCCGUCCCUCCGUCCGUCCCUCCGUCCGUCCCUCCGUCCGUCCGUCCCUCCGUCCGUCCCUCCGUCCGUCCGUUCCUCCGUCCGUCCCUCCCUCCCUCCGUCCCUCCCUCCGUCCCUCCCUCCGUCCCUCCCUCCGUCCCUCCCUCCGUCCCUCCCUCCGUCUGUCCCUCCGUCCGUCCCUCCGUCCCUCCCUCCGCCCCUCCCCCCUCCCCCAAGCCCCUCCCCCACCUCCCUCUCUCUCCCCCACCCUUUUCCCCAUGCCCCUUCCCCACCCCCUCCGCCCUCCGCCCUUCUAUCUUGCAUGUUUCGGCGGCCUCUCCUCGCAGACCUCGGCCACAUGCCUCUCGCAUCCUCCUUUUCUCCCUCCUCACCCCUUCCUCUUCGCCCCGCUCCCCUCCCUACUCGCCCCUCCCUCGUGCAGGCUCGUGACGCUCUUGGCUUCAUUGGAGCUAAACUCCCCUUCUGCGCGCUCAUGUUCCCCUCACACACAGCAGCCGCCUCUUCCCCCCGUGCACCUCCUCCCCUCACUGCAGUCCCUCUCUCUCCUCUACGUUCCCUCAGACUACCUCUCCAUUCCCCGCUGCUCCUCCCUCACCUCCCUCACCCUCUGGGGCCCUGAAUCCUCCUCCCUCACCUCCCUCACCCUCUGGGGCCCUGAAUCCUCCUCCCUCUCUUCCCUAGCCUUCUCCCCCUCCUCCUGUGCUUCCUCCUCCUCCGUUGCUUCCUCCCCCAUCCUCUCUCCACACGUCUCUCACGUCCCUCACCAUUUACUCCGCCCAGUUGUCAUGCUCCUUCGCACCCCUAACCUUCUUUCCCUCCCUCUCCUCCCUCUCCCUCCACUCCUGCUCUAUCGACCGUUAUGA